This is a messenger RNA of Crotalus tigris (Tiger rattlesnake), 3949 nucleotides long. It is a transcript of the gene SLC25A30, whose product is annotated as solute carrier family 25 member 30. The coding region runs from base 1748 to 2623 and encodes 291 amino acids. The transcript is spliced from 11 exons. Lineage: Eukaryota; Metazoa; Chordata; Lepidosauria; Squamata; Viperidae. Gene Ontology annotation, cellular component: mitochondrial membrane. The record is from RefSeq and is a predicted model, not a curated record. Gene Ontology annotation, biological process: mitochondrial transport.
UCCUGCAGCCAAGAAGGCUCCCCACCCAUUUGCACCACUCAGGACCCAGACAAACCUCCAGGUGGCCUCGAUGAGGUCAAAGGACCAGAUGACUGCGAGGACUAUAAAUCCUUCCAUCCUCCACCGUUUGGUCAGAACCGAAGAAGCUUCUGGGAUGAGCGGCGAAAGGUCUUCGAAGAAAAAUGAGAAAGUCCAGUUGCCUCCUGAAAAAAAAAAAAAAAAGCAUCUUUGGGACUUACCACCAGUGUAAGGAGGCCCGAGAGCGUCCAAGGAAGCAUUCAAUAGGAGUCUGAAACCCUACAAGUUGCAAAUAGGAAGCUUCAAAGCCGGCCAGGAAGGACAACAGCUGUUCCCAUAAGUAAGUAACCUGGGUUGUGAGUCACCACUAUUCCAGGGCAUCAAACUGAGUGCCAGCCCCCCACCCAAGCAGGCCUUCCCCGGCCCCCAAUGCCCAGAUGGGGGAGAAACAUAGAAUAAGAGGGCUGGAAGGGGCUUUAAAGGUCUUCUAGUCCAUCCCCCUGCUCAAACAGGAGACCCCAGGCCCCCACUGCCCAGAUGGGGCAGAAACAUAGAAUGACAGAGCUGGAAAGGGCCUUAAGAGGUCUUCUAGUCCAGCCCCCUGCUCAAACAGGAGACCCCAGGCCCCCACUGCCCAGAUGGGGCAGAAACAUAGAAUGACAGAGCUGGAAAGGGCCUUAAGAGGUCUUCUAGUCCAGCCUCCUGCUCAAACAGGAGACCCCAGGCCCCCACUGCCCAGAUGGGGCAAAAACAGAAUAACAACAUUGGAAGGGGCUUUAAGAGGUCUUCUAGUCCAGCCCCCUGCUCAAACAGGAGACCCCAGGCCCCCACUGCCCAGAUGGGGCAAAAACAGAACAACAACAUUGGAAGGGGCUUUAAGAGGUCUUCUAGUCCAGCCCCCUGCUCAAACAGGGGACCCCAGGCCCCCACUGCCCAGAUGGGGCAAAAACAUAGAAUAACAACAUUGGAAGGGGCUUUAAGAGGUCUUCUAGUCCAGCCCCCUGCUCAAACAGGAGACCCCAGGCCCCCACUGCUCAGAUGGGGCAGAAACAUAGAAUGACAAAGCUGGAAAGGGCCUUAAGACGUCUUCUAGUCCAGCCCCCUGCUCGAACAGGAGACCCCAGGCCCCCACUGCCCAGAUGGGGCAGAAACAUAAAACAACAGGGCUAGAAGGGGCCUUAGAGGUCUUCUAGUCCAGCCCCUGCUCAAACAGGACAUCCCAUGCCAUUCCAGGGACGUGGUCGCCCAACCUCCUGUUAAAAAACAUCCUGCAAUAUCCCAUCCGGCCAACGGGGAGGGGGGUGCGAGAGCAGCCCGCAGUUCCUUUUGUCGCCCUCUAUCGGCGGCCGGCGGCUUUUACCCACCGCCGCAGCAGCAGCAGACUCAUCCUUCCUGCCCUCCCCGCUCCCGGCCUCUCGCGCAAGCGCACUGGGGCCGGUGGCCCGGCGGCCGGCAGGCGCCUUGGCGACACACAUGCGCAGACAAUGGAGCGCCGUCUUUGAGGGAGGGGGGGGAGAAGGACCGUCGACCCCGCGCUGGCUUCCCUUUCUUUUUUUUUUCCCCUUCCCUUUUCCAGGCACAAGCCGGGCGAAAGAGCGCAGGCGCAGUUCGGGGGGUAACCUCAUCUGACUGAUCUUUCCCAGAAAAGCUGGAUUUUUACAGGCUCUCCAAAAAUAUCAUCAUGAUUGGAUAGGAGGAACUUUGGGAGAGGGAAGAGACACGCAGGAGUAUGGCAGCUUUGAACUGGAAGCCGUUUGUGUACGGAGGUCUGGCUUCCAUCACCGCGGAAUGUGGUACUUUCCCAAUUGAUCUGACAAAAACGCGCCUGCAGGUACAAGGUCAAAAAAAUGAUGUGAAGCAUAAAGAAAUUCGUUAUCGUGGGAUGGUUCACGCUUUAGUGAAAAUAUUCAGGGAAGAAGGAUUGAAGGCCUUAUACUCUGGCAUCGCCCCGGCUAUGUUACGCCAGGCUUCUUACGGAACCAUCAAAAUAGGCACUUACCAGAGCUUGAAAAGAAUAUUUAUCGAACGACCAGAAGAUGAAACGUUGGCUGUCAGUGUAUUCUGUGGGGUCCUGUCUGGGGUCAUCUCAUCUUCCAUUGCUAACCCCACUGAUGUCCUGAAGAUCAGGAUGCAAGUUCAAGGCAGCCUCGUAGCUGGUGGAAUGCUUGGGAACUUCAUGAAUAUUUAUCAGAAGGAAGGAACCCGAGGCUUGUGGAAGGGAGUCUCACUUACUGCUCAGAGAGCAGCGGUGGUGGUCGGCGUGGAGCUGCCCGUUUAUGACCUUACCAAAAAGCAUAUCAUCCUCAGUGGCUACAUGGGAGACACGGUGUACACUCACCUGCUGGCCAGCUUUACCUGCGGCUUGGCGGGAGCGCUGGCAUCCAACCCCAUUGAUGUGGUGAGGACGCGGAUGAUGAACCAGAGAACCGUACGAACCGGGCCCCAGCCCGGCUACAAGGGAACUCUAGACUGCUUGCUUCAGACCUGGAAGAACGAAGGUUUUUUCGCCUUGUACAAAGGAUUCUGGCCCAACUGGUUAAGGCUUGGGCCUUGGAAUAUCAUUUUCUUUGUGACGUAUGAACAGCUGAAGAAAUUGGAUUUCUGACAGUCUGAAAAUUGAAGAGGCCAGUUCCUCCAUUGGUGAUCGUAACCCUCAAGUGCUCUUUCCGGUAUUCAAGCGUGCAGAAUUGAUGAAAUUAAAUUGUUGGUGCAAAGAACGUUGAAGUUCUCAAGCAUUACAGAACAGCGUGUAACUUGAAAUUGAAACAGAUCUUAGCAUUGGUCCCGAAUUUCAUAUUUCAUAAAUAUGACGAACAUUUCAGUAUUGGCAUGUCUGAAUGGGAGCAAGUGAACAAUAGUUAGGGGCAGGUCUUCCGGCAGUUUUCGUUUAUUUAAAAACGGGCUCUUUCCAGCAGCUACUGGUUAAAGAGUUCACAACCUUGAGAAUCUGUAUUUUAUAUACCAAAGGCAUGACUUUUACAAAGCAUCCUGUUGUACGCAAUAGCAUUGCAUAAAUAAUGUGCAAACCGUUAUUUGCAAAAUAAUGUUGAAAAUCCUUUUUCUCUUGAAACCUCUCAGUGGUGUUUUUUUUUCUUUUAGAAAAAAAAUUAGCAUGACAUUAAUGCCGAAUUAAAUUCAUUACUGUGAGUUUUCAGCGGUGUCUUUAAUAUUUUGCCCUAUCUGACGAUUUGAGUAGACCUAAUCUUAUAUUUUUUUUUAUUUUAAAAAGAUUCAGUUGUGGGCAAUAGAUGAACUCUUCCACAAAUACUACUUGACUGGGCUUUCUGGGAAAGAGUUUUAUCGCUGCUCUUCAUAUUUAGGACAAUAAUAUAAAUCAUUACAAGCAAUGUUGACAUUAUGAAGACUCAUUCAUAAAUGUCAAGUUAUUACAGGUACAUUGUGUGCCUGAAUAAACCAAUUUUUGUCUUCUACUUCCCUGAACUGUGUUCAGAGAAUCCAAUAAUAAGCACAGAUAGUUCUUAGUGGUUGUUACAGAGAGUACGCAAAGUCCUCACUUCCCAAAGACGGGAAUUUAUGUAUAAGCAAGUCUUUCUUCCCCAAAAUAUUUAGAAAUAGGAUUGUCACAGUUAUACGUUGGACCACUGCUUUGGGAAAGCUUCUGCCUGUCUUGAUUUCACCGAUGGAUAACACAGAGUUGUUCCAAACAAAUAGGAAUUUUAUGUAUAUUUUCAUUUCAGCAUUAAAAAUAGUUUUCAUACAGGAUCGUAAAGUUUGAGCCGGCAACGAUAGUUUGAGAUUGCUCCGUUUUGCUCCAAGAGACUUUUUGUCAGAAGAAACUGGAGAAUCAACUUGAGACGUCAAAUUAGGCCAGCUUGACAAAAUAUAUACAUAUAAAUAUAUUUAUUUAUAUAUGACACACAAAGGACAGUGUUGUUUUUUUUUGGGGGGGGGGAACUGUAUUCUGACCAGG